AUGCCUCGAAGAAAAGUCGAUCCUGGUUUCAGUGAAGCUCGAUCCGAUAAUCUACCUCGUGUUGAUGCUUUUAUGGUCGCAUCUUACUUAGUUACUAACUCCAAUUUUGUAUCUGCAGAAAUGCAAGGCGCAAAAGCUAACCUGUCCGGAAGACAGUCGUAUGGAGAUGCUGCUAUUGAAUUUGUUCAACUAAAACUUCAUGGGCCAGAAUGUACUCUCAAAUGUCUUAUUUGUCCUGAGCACAGAGUACACAAUAAAACAUAUAGAGUGACUCUUGUUUUAAAUAUUGUUGAGGAAGAGAUUUUAUCGAUUCAAUGUGAUGAUUGUGCCGCAUCGUCAGGUGGAUGCAAGCAUGCGAUUGCUUUUAUAAUGUGGCUACACAGAAGAUCUGAAGAACCAUCACCGACGGAUAUUGAAUGUUAUUGGCGAAAAUCAGUUCUAUCUCAAGUUGGAUCAUCAAUAAAAUUCAUUAUGGUAAAAGAUUUUGCCAGUACUAAAGAAUCGAUUGCUUUGAAUAAACCUUUUAAUGCAUUAGAAGAAUUUGUAAAAAGAACAAAUCAAAAAACUGUACAGAGUCAAAUUUUAAAAUACUUCAAUGAUGUAAAUAACGAGCAAAGUCUUUCGAUUCAUAAUUUAUUAGUAAAUUUCAUUAAUGAAGGAGGAACAUCUUAUGAUGAAUUUUUAACAUUCAGCAGAAGUCGAAUGUCAAAAGAUUUGUGUGAGCGAAUUGAAAAAAUGACUCAAGAUCAAGCAAACUGUGAGCUCUGGUUUACAUUGCGCUACGGACGAGUUACUGCAUCAAAGGCAUAUGAAGCAUCACGUUGUAAUACACCGAAUGGAAUUUUAGUGGAGUUGUUGGUCGGUGGUAAAAAAUUGCGGAAUACAAAAGCUAUGGAACGAGGCAAAAAAUUAGAAGCAAUGGUUUUACAACAAGUUGAACAGAAGAUGAAAAAAAAGUUUAAUAAAUGUGGUUUAUUUUUAUCCGAAAAAUAUCCUUAUCUAGGAGCUUCGCCUGAUGCUAUUGACGACGAAUUUUUUAUUGAAAUUAAAUGCCCAACGUCAGAUAAAAGUGCUCGUACAUAUAUUGAUACUAAUAAUUACGAUAAAGUAGCAAUGAAGUACAUAACGCAAAUGCAAAUGCAAAUGCUUUUUGCCGGAAGAAAAAAAGCGAUGUUUGUUGUUGCAGACCCGAACUUCGAACAUAAAAAAAGCAAUAAAAUAAUUAAGAUCAAAAACGUAUUAUUUUAA
Molecule: messenger RNA, 1248 nt
Organism: Cotesia glomerata
Lineage: Eukaryota; Metazoa; Arthropoda; Insecta; Hymenoptera; Braconidae
Exons: 4
Coding region: 1-1248 (415 amino acids)
Source: RefSeq, a predicted model, not a curated record